AGCCCAUCACGCACAGAUAGUCAGCUGAUUGAGUCUCCAAACUCCGAUCACGUGAUUUUGUGUAACGCGCUGACGUCACUGCUCUUGACGUUGAUUGGCUGUUCAUUGAGCUUAGGCAGCCGGAAGUGAACUCAGUGGGGAGAGAGAAGGCUAAUUGAUAUUUGAGUGUUUUUAAAGCCCAUUAUCUGACUUUAUGAGUGUUUUAUGACUGAAUAUUUGUCCGUAUGUGAAGAGGAUCUCUGUCAGACUACGGUAAGAGUUGUGUUUUAUGUUUUUCGCGGUGUUCCGGUAGAUUAAAGCUCUUUAACCUGACUGACUGUUAUAUUAGCUGCUCUUUUUAAGCUAACUUGGCUCGAACUCUGCCCUCAAAAACACAUUUAUUAUUAUUAAAACUGUCUUUUUACUUAUUUUAGAGAAACCGUAGAGAGAAACUAAACUAAUAAUAAUAAUUCUGACAUUAUUAACUGAUUAUCGGCUCUGCUGUUAAUGAAAACGGGGUUUUAAUGACGGGAGAAUCUCAUUAAACGGAGACAUGGGUUUGAUAUUAGAGAUUAAAAUGGAUAAUUCUGAGGUAAAUAAGUGAAUGACGGGGAUUUAGGAUCACUCAGUGGAGCUAACAGCUGUGUCAUAACCCUCUCAUGUAACGGUGUUAUGAAUGCACGAGGCUACAGGUGAAUGAACUCUGAGCUCUGAUCCACACAGGUAAAGAGGGAGAGAUCUGGAGGUCCAGAGUCUCUGAAAACAGAGACAAGCUAGACCGAGAGAGAGAGAGAGAGAGAGAGAGAGAGAGAGGGAGGUCUUGGUGCAACUAAACUAUUAUAACCCACAAACAGGUGAGACAGAAUAAAGUUCCUGGGUAGAUUACAUCAUCUACAGUCCAUAAUAUCCUUCAAAGAUUCAGAGGAAGUCCCUGAACUAGGGCUGGGCGAUAAAACGAUAACUAUAUAUAUUGAAAAUCAAAGGUGGUGUAGUCACUCCUCCUCUCCCGCCCACAAACAGAUGCUCCUGCUCGCUCAUAUCGUUCCAAUCAAAUUCAGAUAUAAUGCAGAUAAAUACUUCAGAUCAUUACAAAUGGGGCCCAGUCAAGGUGAAAGUCAAAAGCAUUGGUGCUACUGUAGAUGCCAACAGACUACCAGCAAACACAAUGUUUGCAGGACUUCUACAACGAGGAUAAAGUGACAUAGUCCAGGACCCGAGGGAGGACAGUUUAGCGAUGGCGCUACAACACGCUACAGCAGGUCCGUUUGACAAGAAACACUUCUGUUACAGACACUUGUCUUACUUUGUUAAAGCGGUUUACCUGUCCAGCAGAAAGGUUACAGGGUCACCAAGAUCCCAAAGCGUCCCCCAUCGUUUAUGUUGACCCGGCUUUUUAGCUCUUGUCCGGUCUACCUCCGUUUUAAGCGCCCGUUAUUCCUCCAGAGUCUCCGGUAUUUACUUUGUUUUCUUGUAACAUUUCUUUGGACACGGAGCUGACGUCAGAUGUAAAAUAAGCGUAAUAUUUUCACAAAACACCUGAUGUUUUUUUUGUGUUGUCAUGGAGAUGGAUGUAAAUAAAUCGAUGCUGAGUGUUUUAAGUCUAAUUAGUCUGCAUCACUCAGUGUCCUCCACCUGUCUUUGUCUUCCAGCUCGGUGUGGGAUGUCAGAGGAGGACAUUAAACUCACCAGCAGAUGUAGACGUCACAAACCAUCUCACACUCUUCUAACGUAGGCCCGCGAAUGUCCCGAACACUGACAGCCAUGAGCGACAGCACGGUGAGCGGCGGCCAGCAGCAGUGGUCGGGGUCUGGGCAGACACCACAGCCUUCUAGGGGACCCUUCAACUCUGUCAUCACCAACAGGUGAGAUCUCUAGUAUACUGACUGAAGACAGGGUUACUUUUCUGCUGUUAGAGGAUCCCUUUGCUGUAUGGAUGAUAUUAUCAGAGUCAUUAUCUGUGUUCUCUCUGGUUGUAGGACCACUAACCUGUUGAUCCGCGGGGCCAUGCUCUUCUCCGUGGGUGUCUUCUUGGCUCUGGUGCUGAACUUACUGCAGGUGCAGAGAAACGUCACGCUCUUUCCACCAGAUGUCAUCAGCAGUAUCUUCUCCUCGGCCUGGUGGGUGCCGCCCUGCUGCGGUACAGCCUCAGGUACGUGAACUCACUCUGUUCAGUGAGCAGAAGGAGGUGUUUGUAGGUUAUAUUUAGGGGGAAAACAGUUCAGAUGUUUGAGCUUAAAUAGAUCUAAUGUUGUCACGUUUGAACAAAAGCAAAGAGUGAGGAAUUUAAAGUUUAUUCAAAACUAAAAAACUGACUUCAAACAGAAAAAACAAAUCCAUGUUUACCCAAACAAAACACCUGACAAGGCGGCACCGAAGGGAGGACAUGAGGAUAGGCAAAGACUGCUCUGUCCACAGGGGGCGCCAAAACUGAGGAGCUUUAAUCUGAUGAUAUCAAACGGCUGGUGUAGCGUCAUCUUACCCCCAAUUUUCACCACAUCAGGAACGGCUCCAAUCCAGAAAAACAGCGAUUUUCACCAUCUGCCGAUCCGUUUGUGAGGCGAAUUUUGUGGCAGAUUACAGACAGCGUUAAUCGCAAGAACUCACAAGAACCUGCAGAUUCACGUUCAAUCGCACGAUAACGAGUUGUCUCUAUAAAGACAGACACAUAGACAUAUAAGCAGUAGAUUGUGUCCUUCCAGAGGAGGAAAUCUACUUCUAGACUUCUAGAAUCAGCAUCUCCUCAUCCAUGGUGUCAUCGGGGUGAAAUGACGUCUAAAAACCUUUCACUUGUUCGUCUCCGCCCGUUUGCAUGGUGUGAAAUACGAUCCUCCUGAAACACGGAGUGUUUUAUUUUGAAAAGAAGCCGGAUGUUUUAUUUUGUGUCUGUGCCCGACUUCCUUUCCAGCACGGGUUAAUCUGUGCUGAAUUUAUCCGCCAUGCUCCGGCGUCCAGAAAAAAUAGAACUCUUGUGAUCAGCUGAGGAGUCUGGCGAUCCUCAGAGGAACGGAAAGAAGUCGGUGUAAACUGACACGUUAACUUGAAUGGUUACGAUCAGCUACGAUCGGAGGAUACGGCCUUUUCGUGGCCGUUCUGGAUGUGGUGGAAAUUUGGGGUUAUGGUCCUAACCGUGAUCUAUACUGUACUGUGUAGAUCAAGUAAUUUCUGUUCUGUCUUGAAAUUCAGACUCAAAAACUGUGUCUAUCAAAUUACAGGAAUGAUGAGAUUUCAAUUAACCGCUCAGCCCGACCAAAAACCUGGUCUCGUUCCUUUUCUUAUUGAGUUGUGUUUUUUAAAACUGGAUGAUUUCUGUGCUGAAGGUGGACGUCGAGGAAACCACAAACUGUUUUAUGUAAUUAGUCAGAGAGUUUUGCCCGCAGCACUUUGAAACCACAGCGGACCGCGCAGCAGUCUGAGCGCACACACAUCUACAUGCAUCCUGCACAACAUCCCCACCAGGACCAGAGCGGACGAGCCGGCGUUAUUGAAAACCUGUCCCCUGGGAGUGAAGCUGUGGAUGGAGACUCCUCACGGCGCUGCUCCAACUCCCAGGAGGCUCGGCGGGAAACACAACAGCCCGAGGCGCUCCUCCUCCUCCUCCUCCCCAGACACACAGCAAGCCCGUCACUUCCACUCGUUCUGAACACGUUUUACUUUUCUCCUGGAGGAGCUCUGCUGCAUGUUGAUAGAAAUAUAUCUCAUCCUGACUUUAAGAAGAGGGGAGGCAGCUCAAAAUAAGAUCGAGUUACAGGAGUGUGGAGAAAUAGUUUGAAGUCGUUUUGAGUCUCUUUUUGAUUCGUUGAUUUCUGAUUGAAUAGUUGUUUUUUUACAGUUUGAACAGAUUCCCGACUGUCUGCAAAUGUUCAGAUUCACACCUGUGUGAGUGUGGCUGAUUCUGCACAACAACAGGAAACAACAGCAGACAUGAUGAUCACGCCACUCUCUCUCCGUCUCUCUCUGUCCCGCAGCGAUGAUCGGGCUGUUGUACCCCUGCAUCGACAGCUGUCUGGGCGAGCCCCACAAGUUCAAGCGGGAGUGGUCCAGUGUGAUGCGCUGCGUGGCCGUGUUUGUGGGCAUCAACCACGCCAGCGCUGUAUCCUUAAACCUCCGGAGUCUGUUUUCUCAGUUUGACGUUUGUCGCUUUCUUUUUAAUUAUUUGUUUUGAGACAACGAAAACAGAACAGACAAGCUCAUACACAAUAGAAAACACACACACAGUAAUAAUAAUAAUAAAAAGAGAGGGGGUGAGUGUGGGGAGUUAAAGGAUUAGGACGCUGCACAUCACCUUCUUAGACCAAAACUUGGCUGUGAGUCCAGGAGGAGGAGGAGUUAUCAGAGCGCUCUCAUCCUCUCAUUCUCAGCUUUUGUUACACAACCUUCAGUUUUUGUCACUGAAAUAUGAGAAAUACAGAUUUUGGAUGUGCUGAUCCUUGACCUCUGACCUGCAUCAGAAAGUAGACUUUGCCAACAACGUCCAGCUGUCUCUGACUCUGGCGGCGCUCUCCAUCGGCCUGUGGUGGACGUUCGAUCGCUCUCGCAGCGGCUUCGGCCUCGGCGUCACCAUCGCACUGCUGGCAACGCUGGCGACGCAGCUCCUGGUUUACAACGGAGUCUUCCAGUGAGUUCAGACACAGUUCUCUGUCAAUGAAGAGAAGACGAUAGUUCUUCUCGUUACUUUUGUAUUUGAUUAAAAUAUUGAUAUUAAAACAUGACGUGUUUCUUCUUCUCUGCUCAGGUAUACGUCUCCAGACUUCCUCUACAUUCGCUCCUGGUUACCUUGCAUCUUCUUCGCCGGGGUGAUAACCAUGGGGAAUAUCGGGCGGCAGCUAGCUUUGGUAAGUAGCUGUGAAAACGGCGUUCUCUUAACUCGAUCCUUCAAAUCACAGCAAAUAUAAACACGUCUUUAUUUUCAGGACGACCUCAGCUUCAGUUUAUGGAGCAAAAAUGAUGUAAAAUAAAUGAGACAGGAGAUUCAGAACCAUCAAAGUCAACCAAAAAACAAAAAUAGAAACUGAUCCCAACAGAACUUUGCUCUAAAACCACAUAAAUCUACAGUGACCGAGCCUUUCCUCACCUGAACAUCAUCCUCUCAAGUCUAUCAGGAGAAGAAAUAUUGGGAUUGGAACAAACACACAACAGAAACUAUUGACAUAUUUACACUCAUUCUUCCGGGUGUUUUUGACUGUUUCCAGUUGUUUCUGGGAGGAGACAGAGGACCACAUCAUACUGCUCACAAUCUCUUCAUGAGACCGUGUCAUUGGUCCAAAGUUUGACAGAAAAAGACGUCAUUAAAACAGUUUUUCAAACCCAGAAGAUAUUAGCGGCGUUUAGAGAUAGUGAUCUUUUCUUUUAUCACAACAGUCUGAUCAAUAAUCCUGUUUUCACCGGUUUAUCACUGAGGAUUUACCAUCAAACGUCUCUGAUCAAACACCUGUUUUUGUGGCUGGAUUGUAAACUUUGUGGCAGGUGUAGAAAUGACGGGAAAUCCUCGAUAGAUCGCUGAAAUGGUAAACUAUUGAACACUUUUUAUCCCGUAGAGAUACACGGUAUAAAUCCUGAGAAACUAUUAACUAUAUUCAUGGUGCCUGCGGAGUUCUCAGUGUUAAAUCACACACUUGCAUGUUUCUGCGGACUGACUGUAAAACGUUAAAAACAAAAAGAGUCCUUUAGUGUUUUUUCUGUCCUCUGAAGCUGUCCCACCUCUUUGUUUUUGCAGUACGAGUAUAAAUUCAUUCAGGAGAAGACCCAUCAGGACUGAGGAUCUCCAUCAGGACUGAGGGAUCUCCACCAGGACUGAGGGAUCUCCAUCAGGACUGAGGGAUCUCCAUCAGGACUGAAGGAUCUCCAUCAGGACUGAGGGAUCUCCAUCAGGACUCUGCUCUUAAAGACUUUGCUCCAACCUAAAUCCAGCUGCAGGUAACUAACAGGGACCUGCUGGACUUGGAUGUGAAGCAGGAGUUGAAAUGACCUCCUGAUCGACUGACUGACUGACUGACUGACUGACUGACUGACUGACUGACUGACUGACUGACUGACUGACUGACUUCCUGCUGGGCGACAGUAUUUCCCAUCGGCUCUUGCCUGCCUGGAGAGCGGAGGUGAACAGUGAGAGCAGAGUUUGUGGUGUUUUCCUCUCCGCCGCGGUUUAUCUCUGCUCACCUGGAGAAAAGGGAUUAACGGCGAAGCAUCUAUCGUUCUGCAGAUCAGCUCUGACGUUUGAAACCUUUGGCUCCAUUGUGCCAAACACAGACACACGAGGAUCAGUUUUAGCGUCUGCUCUUAUCUGCGGAUCGGUUCACGUAUCAGUGGAGAACACACACACAGACUGUGAACUUCUAUCUAGACAGAUAUGCAUUAAUAUACAAGACUUUCAUGUAUGUUAUUAGCUCCUGUAUCUACAGUUGGCUUUUGGUGAUAAAGGAAUGAUGAUGAUGUGACUGUGCACCUGUCUGUGAGCGGCUGUGAGGACUCAGUGUUCACCUGCAGUCAGUAUCUACCAGCAGUACAGUAUCAUCGGAUCCCACGGCUGCUUUUCUAGGAAGUAGAUGAUGUUUAAUUUGGAGUUUGGAGGCGAAGUUUCCGGUUCAAGUUGUACAGCGAGAAAAACGACAGAAUGCAAACUCACGAAAAUCUAAAACCAGACAGACGGCUGAGCCAACCAGCUUUUCUGCACGUCUUUAAAUCUGAAGUUAACAUCGCAGGAGAGAAACGACGUCUCUGCUGGAUUACUGGGCUGAGAAAUCUCACUAAUGUUGUCUCUCUCUCUCUCAACUCCACAAACUCAGCAGCUGGGUUCAUUUAUUAACUCAUACAUGCAGGUCAAAAGAUGAGCCGCCUCUUUAGAUAUUAAAAGAGGUGUCCAGCAGUUUAAUUAAGUCAGCUCUUCCUUCGUCGUUUGGCUUCAUAACAUCUUGAGAAACUAAAGUGUGAUUCGUCUGAGACUGCAGAUAUCCUACAGCGUACACACUCCACUUAUAAACAGGGAGGAUUUAUGUUAGCGAGAACUUACCCAGGUCUUCAUUUAGACAUGCACCAUGAAACUGAGCAGCUGCUGUGUUUGAGGAGGAGUGAGGGUCAACCAGAACCGGAACCAGAACCAAACCGCAGCUCUGUUUUAUUUGAAAAAGGAAAAAAAAAAAAGAAGUUUUAUAUGAUUCUCUUUUCUAAACGACUAGCUUCAAAAUUCGCAGUAAAAACUGUUUUUUUUUUGCCUCUGGAGUUGAUCCUGACAUGUUUUAACAGUAAUGAAAAUAUUCUUUUGAGGCUGUUUGAAUAACUCGUCUUUUUUCCCUCUUGAUCCAGUAACAUUUCUGUGAAAGAAAAACGCACAGGUACAACGUUUUAAAGUGUUAAACUCUGCGUGAAGAAGAUCGUCUCUGUUUGUUUGCAGCAGGAGUUUGUCGGAGCGGAUGGAUUUACGAUAUAAAAUAUGAAGACGAGAAAACGGGGAACGUGUUUGUUUACAAAGAGGUCAAUUUAAGGGAGCAGUUAUUUAAUAAUCUUAGGUAAGACACGGACAUUUGGGUCAAACAGACGAAACAUUAAAGGGGAUUCAUGUCAACUUAAUUAGCAUGUUUGGUUAUCAGCAUAUCAGCCUUUAUUUACUCGUUGUAGAGCACUUAUUAACAAUGAUGUAGUUGUAGAAUAUGGUCAUGAGUGUUAAUUAGUGCUCUAUAACUUAUCAUUAAAGCUUAUAUGCUGCUAAUAAAAAGCUAAUUAGUAGGUAAUGUAUUCCCUAAUUGAAGGUGUUACCAAAAUUAAACAGUGUUCGGGAGAUUCACUGUAAAACAUGAAGGAGGAACAUUUUUUAAUCCACGUUUUCUGAGCGCGGUAGAAACUUUUUCAAAAACAGAAAUAUUGUUAACGCUCAGUUUAGUUUGAGUUGUAUGAACAGAGAUUAAAAAUAAUAAAAAUCUCACCUUUUAAAUCUCUGCGGCCUCCUGAGAUCUCUUAAUCCAUCACUGCCUCUUUCACACGUGCUCUCCUGACUUCUUCAGGAACAUUUUCAGCGUUCUGACUCUGAGAGUCGAUUGAGCAGUUUGUAACCCUUUAACAGUGUUGGUGACAAAAACGACACUAAGGGUCAUUUUUUCCUCUUAAUUUGACCAUAACUUUCACUGUAUUUAAACAAAUGACAUGAUUUUAGCUGACAAACUUUAUUUUUUCAUAUAAUUUGAAAAUAUGAUUUCAAAAUUGUCUAAAGGUCAAUAGUACACUGUCGGCAAAUUUACUACCCUUUAGUUUUGAUCAAAACUAGUAAAUAUAUAUUUAAAAAAAGAUUAAGAUUUUAACCCUUUGAAUGCCAAUUUAAUAAAGAAAGUCACUGAUAUGGGAAAAUAAACGCAAAAUGAGCUUUUUUUCGAUAUU
Molecule: messenger RNA, 8343 nt
Organism: Xyrichtys novacula (pearly razorfish)
Lineage: Eukaryota; Metazoa; Chordata; Actinopteri; Labriformes; Labridae
Source: the annotation of a GenBank genome assembly